Messenger RNA from Perca fluviatilis (European perch), 2108 nucleotides. Its product is annotated as plasma kallikrein-like. Bases 102 to 1229 code for a protein of 375 amino acids. The record is from RefSeq and is a predicted model, not a curated record. Gene Ontology annotation, molecular function: protein binding. The transcript is spliced from 9 exons. Gene Ontology annotation, cellular component: extracellular region. Gene Ontology annotation, biological process: proteolysis. Lineage: Eukaryota; Metazoa; Chordata; Actinopteri; Perciformes; Percidae.
AACAUUUGGGGAUUCUGAAACAGACCGAGGUGCAGUUGCAGAACCAGCUCUUUUAUUGCAGUUGUGUUUCAAGAAUCUUUACUGGCUUCAAAACUAAGAAGAUGGGAACACAUUUGAUCUUGGUGGGUCUGCUGUCUCUCUGCAGUCUCUCUUUUGGUCAAGAAUGUAAUCAACAGCUUCUGGAGAAUGUGGAUUUCCCAGGAAACGACGUAACAUCUCUCUUCUCUCCUGAUGUUGACCACUGUCAGCAGCUUUGCACCCAGCACCCCUCCUGUGACUUCUUUACCUUUUUUCGGGCUGACGGGACCCAAGAUAACAGGAACUUUUUCUGCCUCAUCAAAGCCGCUACCAAUGGACAGCCCACUGCUCAGGCUCCACUACAGGGUGUCACCUCUGGAUUUUCUCUCAAACCCUGCAGCCAAGACCUAGAGCCUUGCCUGUCUAAGGUGUACCAGAACGUGGAUUUUAAAGAUGCCGACUACCGAGCCUUGUUCACAGCAGACUCUGAGGAGUGUCAGAGGGCCUGCACACAGGACCCUGCCUGUCAGUUCUUUACUUUACUAAACGAGGCCUUCACAGCAUUUGGUAACAGGUAUAGGUUUAAGUGCCACCUUAAAUUCAGCUGGCCAGUACCAAGGAUACCUCUUAUAGAAAAAAAGACUGGUGUAACAUCUGGAUUCUCCCAAAUAACUGAAAUAACUCAACAGUCAGCGUGUCAGGGCAAGCUUUUUCCAAACACGGACAUCCCAGGAAACGACGUUGAGGUCAUUCCUGCUGCCUCUCCUGAACACUGUCAGGCACUGUGCUCUGCUCAUUCAGUCUGCACCUACUUCUCUUUUAACAGUAAUGACUUCAAUUGUAACCUGAAGAAAAACACAGAGGACUUUGUUACCCAAGCUAAAGAUGGAGUCACAUCUGGGUUACCGGCACGUUUCUGUCAGCUGGAUAACGCCUGGGUUCAGGUGGUUCAUGAAAACGUAGAUUUCCCAGGUUCUGACAUUCGCUUUGAGCUGAUUGACGAUGCAGACACAUGUCAGAGGACCUGUACUCAGGAUUCUUACUGCCAGUUCUACAGCUAUACCAAUGACAACUUUGGUGAUCCCAACUUCCGGCGCCGCUGCUUUCUCAAGCGUACCAUCACCAUGCCUGCUCCUCCUAAAGUUGCCAGACUGGCCAAUGUGGUAUCAGGCUUCCAGCUGAGGAACUGUAACAGUAAAACUACUGUGUAGAAUGGCACACACACACACACACACACACACACACACACACACACACACACACACACACACACACACACACACACACACACACACACACACACCUGAUGCUGAUGAUUAGAUCAUUGGAUUGCUGUUAAAGCUGCAAAUGACUCUUUCUGUGUGUAAACAAGAGCAAUAAAAAAUAAGGAACAUCAGUUUGCAAUUAGCCAAAACCAAAGACAGUGUGUGUGUGUGUGUGUGUGUUUUAUUACUUGAGAACAUAUUUAGCUGUGUAUAGGAUUCUCGUAGGGUACAGAUUUGAUCAUUGGCAAAUUAUCAAAGAUGUUUUAUCAAUAUUAAUGACUGAGUAGAACGCUACACACACACACACACACACACACACACACACACACACACACACACACACACACACACACACACACACACACACACACACACAUACACACAAUCAUGCAGACAGCUAGCCCUGAUGCUGAUUAGAUCAUUGGAUUGCUGUUAAAGCUGCAAAUGACUCUUUCUGUGUGUAAACAAGAGCAAUAAAAAAUAAGGAACAUCAGUUUGCUUUCAGUCUGCUUUAGCCAAAAUCAAAGACAUUAAUUAAGUAAUUGUGUGUGUGUGUGUGUGUGUUUAGUGUUAUAAGGUCCUAUUACUUGAGAACAUAUUUAGCUGUAGCCAUUAUUGGCUGCAAACAGGACACUUUUGAAGCUGUGGUGGAGAAGAGGUCACUGAACAAACUGUUAUCUAUCAUGGAUAACCCCGACCACCCUCUCCACCCCACACUGGUCCAACAGAGGAGCACCUUCUCUAAUAGGCUCCGACAGCUUCGAUGUCGCACGGACCGCUACAGGAAAUCAUUCAUACCACGGGCAAUUAAACUUUUUAACACUU